GACAUUUAAAAGUGCAGCACGGACAGACGAGACAAACGUUCACAUACAAACAUAUUUACAACAGCUGAAUACAGCACCAAAAUAAAACAGAAUUCAAGUAAUCAGUCCAGUCACAGCAAGGAACUAUGGGUCCUUUCAUCACUAAAGUAAGGCAGGUGUGGCCUGAUGGUCACAUGCUCUGAUGGGCGAAUCACAUGCUCUGAUGGGCGGGUCUCAUGCUCUGAUGGGCGAUUCACAUGCUCUGAUGGGUGGGUCACAUGCUCUGAUGGGCGGGUCUCAUGCUCUGAUGGGCGAUUCACAUGCUCUGAUGGGUCUCAUGCUCUGAUGGGUGGGUCAUAUGCUCUGAUGGGCGGGUCUCAUGCUCUGAUGGGCGAUUCACAUGCUCUGAUGGGCGGGUCUCAUGCUCUGGUGGGUGGGUCACAUGCUCUGAUGGGCGAUUCACAUGCUCUGAUGGGCGGGUCUCAUGCUCUGAUGGGCGGGUCUCAUGCUCUGAUGGGCGGGUCUCAUGCUCUGAUGGGCGGGUCUCAUGAUGGGCGAUUCACAUGCUCUGAUGGGUCUCAUGCUCUGAUGGGCGGGUCUCAUGCUCUGAUGGCCGAUUCACAUGCUCUGAUGGCCGAUUCACAUGCUCUGAUGGGUCUCAUGCUCUUGAUAGGUGGGUCACAUGCUCUGAUGGGCGGGUCUCAUGCGCUGAUGGGCGGGUCUCAUGCGCUGAUGGGCGGGUCUCAUGCUCUGAUGGGCGGGUCUCAUGCUCUGAUGGGCGGGUCUCAUGCUCUGGUGGGCGGGUCUCAUGCUCUGAUGGGAGGGUCUCAUGCUCUGAUGGGAGGGUCUCAUGCUCUCAUGGGUGAAUCACAUGCUCUGAUGGGCGUGUCAUAUGCUCUGAUGGGUCACAUGCUCUGAUGGGCGAAUCACAUGCUCUGA
Messenger RNA from Sinocyclocheilus anshuiensis, 918 nucleotides. Its product is annotated as keratin, type I cytoskeletal 9-like. NCBI's taxonomy places the organism in Eukaryota, Metazoa, Chordata, Actinopteri, Cypriniformes, Cyprinidae. The record is from RefSeq and is a predicted model, not a curated record. Bases 166 to 897 code for a protein of 243 amino acids. The transcript is spliced from 3 exons.